Messenger RNA from Fraxinus pennsylvanica, 708 nucleotides. The record is from the annotation of a GenBank genome assembly. Lineage: Eukaryota; Viridiplantae; Streptophyta; Magnoliopsida; Lamiales; Oleaceae.
AUGGAGUACGAGGUUAGAGAUGAAGCUUGGGAACUCCCCAAUCCAUACCGAUUCAAUCGAACACGAAAUGACAAAUUUUGCAAAAGCUCCAAUCCAGCCCCGUCUCUGUUUUCUUCGAAUCGAGCUCAAGCCUUCGAAAACCCUAGACGUUCGCCGCUUCCGCCGCUACGUUUGGUUUUGAAGCAUAGACCUUCGCCGCUCCGUUUGGUAGGUUUGUCCCGUCUCUCUUCGUUUCGACUUCAAUUCAAUCGAGCCCCGUCUCUGUUUUCUUCGAAUCAAGCCUUCGAAAACCCUAGACGUUCGCCGCUUCCGCCGCUACGUUUGGUUUUGAAGCAUAGACCUUCGCCGCUACGUUUGGUAGGUUUAUUUAGUUGUCAGCUGUGUCCUUUCUUCGUCAUCGAUCNCGCCGCUACGUUUGGUAGGUUGUCUGAGUUGAUGGCUGCAAGUGCGAAUGGUGGCGCUAGAAGUGGUAACGGCGGGCAGGAGGAUUCUACGGCGAGAUCUACCCAGGCUGCCCUCCGCCACAACCCCGGCUUGUCAGUCGACUGGUCCCCUGAAGAACAGUCCACACUCGAAAAUUUACUUACAAAAUUUAACUCUGAUACCACCAUUGUUCGGUAUGCUAAAAUUUCUCAGGCGUUAAAAGAUAAGACUGUUCGGGAUGUGGCAUUACGUUGUAGAUGGAUGACCAAUUGCUUUGGCAUCUGA